Molecule: messenger RNA, 1966 nt
Organism: Linum tenue
Lineage: Eukaryota; Viridiplantae; Streptophyta; Magnoliopsida; Malpighiales; Linaceae
Source: the annotation of a GenBank genome assembly
UGUGUGUAUAUAUAUAUAAUUAUAAACAAUAAUUCAGUAAACAUGUUUUUCAUCCUUUUUCUCUCUUUCAAUUCUAGCUGUUACCACCACCAGUCCCCCCACCAUAAAUAAAUAUUAAAUAGCUCCCGCACUAGCUACUUAAUCCUCGUUAAAUAAGUCCUUCUUUUUGAUCAAUAGGGGUUAAAGAGAGAAAAAAAACCCCACAUAGAGAUAUAUAUUAUAAAGAUGGGGCGCGGAGGAGAGGAAGAAACGGCGGCGGCGGCGCUGAGCGCACCUUUGAUCGGAACGACGGCGGCGAGAAGCGAGUUGGGGGAGGAAGUGAAGAAGCAAGUAUGGCUGGCGGGGCCACUGAUAGCGGUGAGCUUGUUGCAGUACAGCCUCACCCUUAUAUCGGUGAUGUUUGUGGGCCACCUCGGAGAGCUCAGCUUGUCCUCUGCUUCCAUGGCCACUUCCUUCGCCUCCGUCACCGGCUUCAGCUUGUUGCUGGGAAUGUCAAGCGCCCUAGACACGUUCUGCGGACAAGCCUACGGAGCCAAACAGUACCACAUGAUGAGCAUCCACACCCAAAGAGCCAUCGUGGUCCUUUUAUCCGUCAGCAUUCCUCUAACCCUAAUAUGGGCCAACACGGGCCCAAUCCUCAAGGCACUGGGCCAACAGGCCGACAUCUCCGCCGGAGCCGGCACGUACGCCCAGUUCAUGAUUCCGUCCAUCUUCGCCUACGGCAUCCUGCAGUGCCUCGUCAAGUUCCUCCAGACGCAGAGCAUCGUCUUCCCCAUGGUGCUCUGCUCCGCCGCCGCGGCCCUCCUCCACCUCCUCCUCUGUUGGCUGCUUGUCUUCAAGUUCGCCCUCGGUAUGAUCGGCGCCGCCAUUUCUAUCUCCAUCUCCAAUUGGGUUAACGUCCUACUCUUGUCGCUGUACAUCAAGUUCUCCCCUUGUUGUGCCAAGACCUGGACCGGGUUUUCCCGGGAAGCUUUCAGAGAUAUCUGGACUUUCCUCAAGCUCGCCAUUCCGUCCGCUUCCAUGGUUUGCUUGGAAAUGUGGUCAUUUGAGAUGUUGGUUCUUGCUUCUGGCCUUCUUCCUAACCCGGAGCUCGAGACAUCUGUUCUUUCCAUAAGCCUGAACACAGCAGCAACGGUGUGGAUGAUCGCCUAUGGACUCGGUGGCGCUGUAAGCACGAGGGUGUCGAACGAGCUGGGAGCAGGGCGUCCUGCUCGUGCACGCCUGGCGGUGAUGGUGGUGGUCGGAUUGGCCGUAGCGGAAGGGGUUUUGCUUGCGGUGAUCUUGUUCUCAAUACGCAAUGUUUGGGGUCGUGCCUACAGCAACGACCAACCGGUGAUCGACUAUGUAGCUCAGAUAAUGCCCAUUGUUGCAGCUGCCAACUUUCUGGACGCCAUCCAGUGUGUGCUUUCAGGGACGGCUAGGGGAUGCGGUUGGCAGGAGAUUGGAGCGUAUAUAAACCUGGGAUCGUAUUACAUCGUGGGAAUACCAUGUGGUAUUUUGUUUGCCUUUGUUCUUCACAUUGGUGGAAAGGGUCUGUACGUCGGGAUCUUAUGUGCUUUGGUGGUGCAAGGAAUUCUGCUUGCCAUCAUUACCAUUCGCACCAACUGGGAACAAGAAGCAAAGAAGGCUAGUGAUAGAGUUCAUGAUACCACGAUGCCGGUGGAGAGAUUGUCGUGAUAAUAUAAUUGAUGAUGGGCGGUGAUAUUAGAUGUAUGCUAUCACGACGACUCGAUUUUCUCAUUUUUUGUAUUGUUUUCUCUUUUCAAAGGAUGUUCUGAGAAUUGUUGGAGCUGUAUUGAAAUAUAGUGAGAUUAAACUUCUCACGUAUAUAUGUGAGUCAUUGGAUUUGUCUUUUCAUAUAGGUAUAAAUUAGUGGCGGACCCAUGAAUUUUGUAUAGGGGUGUCCUCUUUUAAAAAAAUAAAUUAAAUGAAAAUAAUAAUUAUUAAAUAAGAAAAUACAUGACUC